AAACAUGAUCUUCUGGUGCUACUAAAGCGUGUUGACGAAAACUGGUAUUACGCCUGCACGUUGGACCAGACGCGCAUUGGUUUUAUCCCGGCAAACUUUCUUGAUGUGCGAAUCGAUCUCAGUGAGCAGAAGGAGGUCGCACCAUCAGUCACUGCUCCCCGUGUCAUCCAGCCUUCGAUGGAAGAAAGCCCCUACAAAAAAAUUACUGAUAUCUCACCCAUCCCGGAUGGUGCCCUCCUAUUGGUAAACCAGGAGUUUAUCGGCGAGAAUUCGGGAGACUUGAGUGCCUCGGUCCAAGAUGUCCUUCUGUGGCUUGAGCCUGGAGCAAAACGAGGUGACGCCCCACCCGAAGAAUGGAUUAAAUGCUCUAAGCUCAACGGAAUUAGCGGUGACUUCCCGGGCAACGUUGUGCAACCUCUGUCCGAUGAAGGCACAAUUCUGAUGUAUCUGAGGGGUAUACCGCAGGCCGAGGCCACUAGAGACUACGAAGGAGUUCCCGGACAAUGCAUUCCUCUAAAGAAAGGUGAAGUACUCUAUUUGUCGAAAGAAGAUGCCUCUUUCUGCUAUGGUCGGUCGGCGUCGGGAAAGGAGGGCAAGGUUCCCAAGGAUGUCUGCAGAGUUACUGUCCCAUUGCAGUGA
This is a messenger RNA of Dibothriocephalus latus, 639 nucleotides long. NCBI's taxonomy places the organism in Eukaryota, Metazoa, Platyhelminthes, Cestoda, Diphyllobothriidea, Diphyllobothriidae. The record is from the annotation of a GenBank genome assembly.